GCAAACGGUUAAGUUUCGGAAUAUUCCAAUCGGGUGAAAGAAAAAAAAUUAUAUUUUGGUUGCAUUUGUUUUGGUGUCGUUGUAGUUGAUGUGCUGUUAUUGAUGUUGUUGAUGAUGAGGAUGAUGACGACGACGAUCUUGUGAAAAUAUAAACAUUUUUCUUAUUGGCAUAGUACUUUUUGUGUUUUCCCGCCGGCGGAUCUUGGAAUACUUAAAUCCCAGUUAAAAAAUGUAUUUAAUAAAAUAGUGCCAAAAUUUAUGAUCAAUUUCUUUAAUUACCAUAAAGUUUUACUAGUUUGUGAAUAUUUUCACAAUGGCUGUAAUCGUCAAUUGUGAUACAACCGAUUCUCAAGUGUUGCACGACGAAUUGGGCACUGAUAUUUGCCUCAUCAAUUCACUGAAAUGGAAGGCCUCUGCUUUGUGUUCAAUUUUGAUGUUUGCCCUCAUCAUCUAUAUGUUGCUGAAAUGGAAAUUUAGGUGCCAUAAAACUUUGUUAACAUUUCAUAAUUUCCGCGCUGCCAUCGCUCUGGUAUUGUUGGCCAUUAAUAGCAUAGAAUUAGCCAAGGCUCUGUUGCCCUGGCCCCAGCACAUCAAGAAUGCCAUGGGGCAAGUUGCAGCUGCCGGCGGAAACGGAAGUCCAAGUAAUUUGCCACAAACAUCAUCGACCAUUGAAAAUGAAGCGGAGAUACUUAUUGUAGUCAUUGGUAGCUCAACAUUGGCCAAUGCAAUGGCAUCCAUUGUGUUGACCAUAACGUUAAUGUGCUAUCAUCGAGUGGUGGAAGUGAAAAAAUCAUUGGAAUUCCUUUAUGUCAGCAGCACUUUGGCGGUGUUAAUUUUUAUUUUACGCAUUUACGAAUUGGCGGAUAUUGUUUAUUACGAAUCCAUAAUGGAAUUGGAAUCGGUAAUUCAGGCAACAUCGGCUGCAUGUUUGUUUUUCAUGGCGCUAAUUGAUGGCUUCACAGUUUACAAAGAGCGCUAUCGUCCCGAUUAUCUAGAGGAUUAUGAAAAAAUCGGCUAUAAACACACAUUGGCAACAUUUUAUUCAAAAGCUUGCUUCUGGUGGCUGACACCCCUCUUGUGGUUUGGCUAUAAGGAGCCCUUGGAGUUGGAGGAUUUGGGACAAAUGCGUGUUGAGGAUAGUGCCAGGGCACAUUAUGAUCGUUUUCUGUUAAUCUACAAAACAGCCAAGGUGAAACAUUCGGAUAAACCACCCUCAUUGUGGAUGUGCUAUUUGAAAAACAGUUGGAGAAUGUUCACAUUGGGUGGCCUUUUAAAGCUGCUGGGUGAUUUAUUUGCGGUGAUUGGCCCAUUGGCCAUACAGCAAAUUGUGCAAUACAUCGAAAUCAUGUAUGGCAUACAUUACGACAAUGACAAUGGCCAUGGCAAUGGCGUUCGCUACGGCAGGAGUCGGAGUGGCAGUAAUGCAACAUUACUGCAAAUGAACAGUGCAACUGACCAUUUGGAAAUGCAACAUCUAGGCGGCAACAUAAGACGAAGCAUUAGAAGCCAGCACCAACACAUUAGCAUUAGAGAAAUGGCCCAAAAGGCAAGUGCUGCCAUUAUUGCAACUACCGAAUCCUUGUGGCCGCCACACACAAAUGCCAGUAAUGCCACAUUCUUGAACAUCUCGAACAAGAGCAAUGAAUUUCCAAAUAUUAAUACCGAUGUGUAUAAUCAAAUUGCCAAUGGCGACAAUGACGAUUAUACUGAUAUUGGACCUAGCAAUUGGGCAUAUGUAUCACCCUCCUCUAACUCCUAUGCCACAGCAUCCGCGUCUACGCCCUAUUCCAGUUUAGCAAAUGGCUCUGAAGUACAACUCUACUAUGCCACUUGGUACGAUUUAGUGGGAAAUGGUUGGUGCAUUGCCUGGCUGGUUUUGUUGGCUGCAUUGGCCCAGGGUGCCUUGUCGCAGGCAUCGACGCAUAUCCUCAAUAUGACGGGCAUACGCAUUAAGACAUCACUGCAGGGACUCAUCUAUCGCAAAACAUUAUUGUUGAACUCCACAUGUAUUGUUGACACCAAAGGCCAAGAAGCUGAUGCCGCUACAACAACAACUGUCAACGAUAAAUGCCAUGAAGAGUCAAAGCAAAGUACGAGUGUGAACGAACCUAAAGGGGAGCACUGUGUAAAGGAUAAUGAUAGUUUUAGCGUGAGGCCAGAUAAUGAUAAUCUUGUUGGACAUGGAGAAGAGUUGGGCGUGCAGAACGAUGUAAGACAUACCAACGGAAUGAGAGUUGUAGAGACAUCGGAAGAGAAAAAUAGGAACAAUCAAACUACAAUUGACAACUCUUUGAGUGACAUUGGUGCCAUUACAAAUUUGAUGUCUGAGGACACUUUGAAUAUAAUGUCCUUCUUUUGGAUUGCUCAUUACGUUUGGGCCAUACCAUUGAAAAUUGCCAUUGUUAUGUAUUUGCUGUACUUGAAAUUGGGCAUAAGCGCUGUUAUUGGUUCAUUUGUAUGCAUUCUGACAAUGACUCCGUUGCAGUUUUUGAUUGGCAAGGCAAUGUCUCACAAUGCUGAAAUAAUGGCGAAAUUCACCGACAAUCGUCUAAAGAAGCUUCACGAUUGUUUUAUGGGCAUUAAACUAAUAAAACUGAAUGCUUGGGACAAUGUUUUCAUUAAGAAAAUCACCGAGGCCAGGCAAAAGGAAUUGAAAUAUUUGAAUAAGGACUCAUUAUACUGGACAUUGAUGACCAUUUUAACCCAUAUCUCAUCCGUUCUCAUAACAUUUGUCACCUUGGCGGUCUAUGUUUCAAGUGAAAGUAAUUCCGAAAUCACAGCAAGUCGUUUAUUUUCCGCUCUGGCUUUGUUUCAACAGUUGACAGUGCCUUUGCUGAUAUUUCCCAUCACAGUACCCAUCAUACUAUCGGCCAUUGUAUCCACCAGACGUUUGGAAACCUUUUUCGCUGCCCAUGAAAUACAAAAACAAUUCGAGGGUAUACGUAAUAUGGCACGCAUUUUAAGUAAAAGUGAUGCAUCUUUGGAUAUGUAUGAGGUGAAAUCGAAAUCUUUGCCCGCAAAUAUAAGUCCAAAGACGGUGAGUGAGCAACAAGCAAAGGCUCCGACGAAACCACAUGAAAAGCCGAGUAGCAUAAAAAUAUUUAUACCUGAGAAACCGGCGCCUUUGGCCAACUCAGAACCCCAGACUCCCUUGACAUUGCCUGAGAACAAGGAAACCUUGGAAUUUCCGGUGGAUCAUAGGAAACUCUCCUCUAAUGCACGCAAGGAAUUGUUACGCAAUACCCCUUAUGUGGUGAUAAGACCUAGAAAGAAUUUCACCAUGCAUGGUGGUCAACAUACACAAAACAACAAACCACAAUCUGCCACUCAGACAAGUGGACAACAACCUCAAGUAGGGCCUGCUGCUAAAGGUGCUGCAAAUGAUCGUCGCACUGCACACAAUCGCAAUAGUAAAUCUGAUUCAUGGCAUCGCGACUCGUUGCUGCUGAAAAUGCCCGAUGACAUAGCGGUUUCGGUGAAAAAUUGCAAAUUUUCUUGGCAUCCUCAGGGCACCACAGCUACCUUGGAUGUGGGCGAUAUGGUGGUGCCACGUGGCAAGCUAACCAUGAUUGUAGGUAAAAAUGGCAGCGGAAAAUCAUCUCUGCUAUCGGCUUUACUCAUGGAGAUGCCCUUGAUAUCGGGCGAUAUGAUAUGGAAUAAAUCCUCCACCAUCGCUUAUGUGCCUCAACAGCCUUGGCUAUUGAAUUCCAGUAUACGCGAGAAUAUCCUAUUUGGUGAAUCAUUUCGCCCCAAACGUUAUGAUUUUGUCUUAGAUGCCUGUGCUCUGAAACCCGAUAUUGAUCUCAUGCCUGCCGGAGAUUUGACGGUAAUUGGAGAACGUGGCAUCAAUUUAUCUGGAGGCCAAAGACAAAGGGUGGCUGUGGCCAGAGCACUUUAUUCUUCGGCAAAUGUGGUGAUAAUGGAUGAUCCCUUGUCAUCGUUGGACAAUGAAGUGGCCCGUCACAUUUUUGAGCAGAGCAUUAAAAAAAUGCUGCUGAAAGCCAAUCGCACUGUCAUUUUGGUGACACAACAAUUAAAUCUAAUAGCACAGGCACAUAAUAUAAUAGUAAUGAAGAAUGGCUGCCUGCAAGCGUCCGGCAGCUACAAAGACAUCGCAGCCACUCAUCCACAGAUAAUCGCCAAAUGGAAUUCGAUAAUUGCCAGAACCAACGAAAAAGAACAACAAAAUAACACGAACGACAGUAACGCUUUAGGCCGUACAGCUCGUGAACGUUGGAAAUUAUUUAAAAAUGUUGCAAAAUUGGGUUUGCAACGUGCGGCAGCACCCACUGUCACGGCUGGUGGAGUUUGUGAGAAUGGCGGAGGCGCUGCUGCGAACUCAACUGAUGCUGUUGAUACGGAAACGGAAAUGAAAGCAACUUCAACGGAAAAUAUAUUGGAUGCUGAUGAGGAUGAUGAACAAUACAGUAUGAUGACUGCAUCUUCCUCCAUGGGCAGUGGCUCCGGCUUUAAGCUAUCCCGCUCUCCUUCCGGUUAUUACAGUUCUCGCCAUCUCAUCUAUGAUGUCCCCUUGCCGCUGGAUGAGUGUCAAAUAGAAAAUGUUCCUUUGCGGAGAAGACGACGCACAGCAGGUGAAGGCACUUUGCGUGGACAAAGACCCAGCUCACGUACCUCCAGUCGUAUGAGUAACGUUAGCAAUACUCCCACAGAGCUAAGAAGAAGUCUUCUAACCGAUAGCUGUGGCAGUGCUGUCAGCUAUAUGACCAAUUUAAGUAACUAUGGCACUGAGGAUCAACGUACUUCAAAGACACAAUCAUGGCAACCCUCUGCGGGAAAUUACAAACAUCCGCCUUUGGCCAAAAAUAUUUCGGCACCAGCAACAUUUGAAGAAAGAGCUGAGGACAUGGGUGGUGAAGACGAACCGGAUGCUAGUAAAAUGUUGAUGGAGGAAUCGGAGAGGGCGAACAGUGGCAAUGGCUUUCAGCAAUUUCUAAGGCGUAUGACCAUGCGCAAAUCGAACAAAUCGAAAGCGGUGACCCAAGUGCAACAUCAUCGCCCUAGGCCCGGUAGUGGAGAUACGACAAUAGCUAGCAUCUCCGAGGAGUCGUCUGGCAUUGCUGGCUCAUCAAUACCAUCCAUUGAAUUGAGUUCAGUGGCAACAACGGAUGCAACUGAAACGGAGACGGAAAGUUGGAUUGCCGGUAUUGAAAAUGAGGAAUCUAUACAAGAUGCAAAUAUUGACUAUAAAACACUGAUGGCAAACAAUGCUAGUCGAGUGGAAAACCUCGAUGACAUAGCCCCAACAAUGACAGCGGUUGCCACAAUAACAUCGACAGCAGAGUCAACACAAGUGAAUAGCAGCGACAAAUCUGGACUAACCAACUCAUCCGUGGCACAACAAAGUCCAGACCAUCAAACAACAAUAAAGGCAACAAUGGAACAGUCAGGUGGUGGUGGUGGUGGCAGUGGUGGUCCUGGUGGUGUCGGUUAUGAUGUUGAACGUAAAUAUGGCAAAAUAUCCUCAGAAAUCUAUUUGCUGUAUGUGCGUGCCUCCGGUUUUGCCAAUGUUAUAAUAUUUUUCAUUACGGCCCUAAUUUGGCAAGCUCUGCGUGUGUACACCGAUGUAUGGCUGCAACAGUGGACGGAUGACAAUAGCAUAGGCAAUGGCAACAUUUAUCCGCAGCAACCUCAGCAACGUAAUGGCACUGCAACAACUACUAAAACAUUGCUGCAACAUGACAACGAUGUGAUAACAUCCGCAAAUAUAUCCGCCGCAACAGUGCAACAAAUGAGUGUCCAAAAUUAUGCUAAAAUGGCAACUACAAUGACUGGCAACGUGAGAGCACACGAAAUAUUGGCGCUGAAGUAUGAUGGGGUUGCUGCCAUAGGUGGUGGCGAUGUUGGUGGUGCCGGUGGUGGCAUGCAACACGAAGUCACGUAUUAUUUCCACAUAUAUGCCAUUAUAUCGUGCGUAUGCAUCGUCAUGGCCAUGAUAUCGACACCGGCUGGUCAAUGGGCUGGCUGUAAGGCUCGCCGCAAUUUGCAUGACAAACUUCUGCAGUCGAUUAUGCAUAAGUCCUUGCAUUUCUUUCAAGUCACCCCCUUGGGGCGCAUCAUGAAUCGUUUCAGCAAUGAUAUGGCCAUUAUUGAUAAGGUAAGAGAAUUGCAGCGCAUCGAAAAUGCCACCAACUCACCGGUUAUUUCCCACCUCUCGGAAACGAUACAGGGCGUGACAACAAUACGUGCCUACAAUCAGGAAUCACGUUUUACGGAAAUACUCUUCCGACGUUUGGAGGAAAAUACAAUUGCAUUCACCAUUUUAAACACCAGCAAUCGAUGGUUGGGCAUAUCAUUGGAUUACCUGGGUGGUGUCAUUGUAUUUGUGGCCAUAGUGACAGCUUUAUUGGCCGCCACAAUAGCAUGCAACAGAGGUAACGAGGACAGGCAUCAGCAUAUGAUGACAGCCCACGAGUCCUCAUCCUCUGCGUCUGAUGAGUCUGUCAUUACUAUUGCAUUCUCGCCCUCACCCUCCUUGGUGGGUCUGGCCAUAAACUAUACCCUAUUGAUGCCAAUUUACUUGAAUUGGGUUGUAAAACUUUUGGCCGAUAUGGAAAUGUAUGUGGGUUCGGUGGAACGUAUUGCAUAUUAUGCCCAAGUCAACGAUGACAGCUGCAAACAACAGAGAAAUGGGGCCAUCACUACAAUGGGCCAAAGUGAAACUACAGCAACAGCAACAACAUCACAAAAUGACAACCACAACAACAACAACAACAACAACAACAACAACAAUAGUAGAAAUAUGCCAACAAAAGUUUCAAAAAUGCCAAUGGUAAUGGCUGAGGAAGUUCCAUCAACAGCAUCAACUAAAGACCUGGCCGAGAAGACGGAAGCUUGUAGCCAUGAUAAAUUGCCGACUUUGGCUGAUAGCAGCUAUCCAACACCAAGUCCAAGUUGUGCAAUGACAACAUCCUUGUUUGCCAACGACGACAAGAGUAGCAAUGAAACUGUUGUCACUUCAAGGGACCCAAAGACAAGUAGACCAACAGCCACCGCAGAAUAUAAGGCCGAGGAGGGAAAGCAACACAACAUGAAUGAAACCCCAGAGUCACUGGCUCAUCAUCUAAAGCAGGAGGAGCUGGAGCUGGAGCCACAGCAUCAUCACAAUCAUCGUCAUAUAAGUAAUGAUGGACAUAUUGCAUCAACCGCAAAAAGUUUAUCACAUCAACAAAUAUCAACAAAUGGCAAUGGCCACAAUGAUAGCAAGGCCUCAUUGCUUCCACCUGCACCAUCCUCUAGCUCUGCCGCAUCCUCCUCAGCGCUGGGCUUAUCCUUAUCUCAAGACAUAAAUGUCUCCAGCAACAGCAUUGUGGGUCAUGCAAGUCCAGAAUCGCCUACAUCGACUUCUUGGUCCCCAGCAUGGUCACCAAACAAACUCAUGCAACGCAAUGAUGUGGAACGUCGAGCAAGUGUUCGAAGACGCUGGGCUCGGAAUAAAAAACAAUACCAACCCGUAGCAAUAUCGUGGCCACAACGCGGCGAUAUAUCUUUUGAACAUGUCAGCUUACGCUAUGAAGGACAGCAAGAGGAUGUUAUUAAAAAUUUAAAUUUAACUAUACCGGCUGGCCAAAGGAUUGGCAUUUGUGGUCGCACUGGCAGCGGCAAAUCAUCAUUGGCCCUCUCAUUGUUUGGUGUAUUGCAGGUGAGCUCCGGUUGCAUACGAAUCGAUGACAACGAUAUCUCCAGCAUACAUCCGGAUGAAGUACGUACACGAUUAUCGAUAAUCCCUCAGGAUGUUCAUUUAUUCAAUAUGACAAUAAGAGAGAAUCUUGACCCGUCUGGUUACUAUUCGGAUUUGGAGUUAUGGAAUUGCCUUGAGUUGGCCCAGUUGAAGGACAUUGUCAAUAGCAGAAUGCCACAGGGCUUGGACACUGAAAUCAUGGAUGGCGGCAUAAAUCUUAGCGUUGGCCAUCGCCAACUUUUCUGUUUGGCCAGAGCGAUUUUAAGAGGCUCCGUUUGUUUGGUCUUGGACGAGGCCACCAGUUCCUUAGAUUCCAGUACAGAGAAAGCUUUAUUGGCGGCAGCCCAUAAAGCCUUUCAGGGAAGGACAAUUAUAACAAUUGCGCAUCGCUUGUCAACAAUCCUGGAUUAUGAUCGUGUCAUAGUUCUGGAAAAAGGACAAAUUGUAGAAGAUGGUCCGCCCAGUGAAUUGGAAAACAAGCCCGAUGGCAUAUUUGCUGGAUUAUUAAAAUCGGGACGACCUUUGUCGGUAAUAAGCACAGAUACAGGAAUUCAAAGUAUUUAAGUGAGGAGAAUAAAGAGAAAAAUUUAAAAAAUUUGGAAUUGGAAGGAUGUAUUAAAAGAGUAUAACAUAAAUAAAAAAUUGUAAAACAAGUAAAAGCGUGCUAAGUUCGGCCGGGCCGAAUCUUAUAUACCCUCCACCAUGGAUCGCAUUUGUCGAGUUCUUUGCCCGCUAUCUCUUUUAAGGCAAACAAAGAAUAUUGAAUAAGAACUGGAAUGCUAUUGGAGCUAUAUGAAGUUAUAGUCCGAUUCGAACCAUGUAGAAGUCAUUGUUUAAUAUUUCAUUUCGCUCGGAUAAGAAUUGCGCCUUGUAGGGGCUCAAGAAGCAAAAUCAAGAGAUCGGUUUAUAUGGGAGUUGGAUCAACCUAUUGAUCCAUUCAGACCGUAUUAGACAAGUACGUUGAAGGUCAUGAGAGAAGCCGCUGUGCAAAAUUUCUUCCAAAUCGGACUACAAUUGCGCCCUCUAGAGGCUCAAGAAGUCAAAAUCUCAGAUUGGUUUAUAUGGCAGCUAUAUCAGGUUGUGAACCGAUUUGCGCCAUAUUUAACUCAGUAUUUGGAAGUCAAAACACUACGUGCAAAAUUUCAGUCAAAUCGGACGAGAAUUGCGCCUUCUAGAGGCUCAAGAAGUCAAGACCCAAGAUCGGUUUAUAUGGCAGCUAUAUCAAAACAUGGACCGAUUUGGCCCAUUUACAAUCCCAAUCGACCUACACUUGUAAGAAGUAUUUGUUCAAAAUUUCAAGCGGAUAGCUUUAAACCUUCGAAAGUUUGGGGGUUUUCGACGGACAGACGGACGUACUGACGGACGGUGGACGGCGGACGGACAGACGGACGGACAGAUGGACCGACGGACAGACGGAUAGACGGACGGACAGACGGACGGAUAUGGCUAGAUCGAUUUAAAAUGACAUGACGAUCAAGAAUAUAUGUACUUUAUGGGGUCUCAGAUGCAUAUUUCGAGGUGUUACAAACAGAAUGAUGAAAUUAGUAUACCCUCAUCCUAUGGUGGAGGGUAUAAAAAUAAAAAAUUUUAAAAAAAGAAUAUAAAUUUUUGUUUUUAAAAUAUUUUUUGCA
Molecule: messenger RNA, 9330 nt
Organism: Stomoxys calcitrans (stable fly)
Lineage: Eukaryota; Metazoa; Arthropoda; Insecta; Diptera; Muscidae
Gene: Sur
Product: ATP-binding cassette sub-family C member Sur
Exons: 24
Coding region: 314-8263 (2649 amino acids)
Biological process (GO): transmembrane transport
Cellular component (GO): membrane
Molecular function (GO): ATP hydrolysis activity; ATP binding; ABC-type transporter activity
Source: RefSeq, a predicted model, not a curated record